Molecule: messenger RNA, 4155 nt
Organism: Paramacrobiotus metropolitanus
Lineage: Eukaryota; Metazoa; Tardigrada; Eutardigrada; Parachela; Macrobiotidae
Product: cartilage oligomeric matrix protein-like
Exons: 12
Coding region: 590-3910 (1106 amino acids)
Biological process (GO): cell adhesion
Cellular component (GO): extracellular region
Molecular function (GO): calcium ion binding
Source: RefSeq, a predicted model, not a curated record
UUGCCUGUCCAUCGCGACGAUGCGCACACAUCCGCUGUACACAUUCGCUGUGUGUAGGUACUAAUAUUGUAGGAGACGGAUGAUUUUUGCAUAACAUUUCACCACGCUUGUACGCCAUCACGUCAUACGUCUGUUUGUGUAUUCCAACGGCAGAUCUACGAGAUCGGAUCCGAUCAAACGAAAUGGACACCUACCUCUUAACUUACAAGUGUUUAUAAUCAAAAUGAUAAAUCCUCUCAAGACGGUUAGCGUGAAGCGCUCUGUAUGUUUUUCGCUGUAUAGCCCACAUCCAAGAGUUGUCUUUCCGUUGAAAGUCAUAAUAACGAUUUGGAUUCGAUGCAUUACUGACCUAGUGUGAGAGUAUGCCGGUUAAUGCUAGUACUGCACCAGGGUAUACUUUCAAUCUAAAUAAUUCUCUUUUUCGAACUAACAGUUUUUGUCCCUCAUCUUUUUAUGUCGCCAAAUUGUUUAUGUUAUUUUUUACGAAUGUAAUAUCGCCAGUUUCAUAGCGUUUCCGUAACUAAAUCUGCACCGAGUACUAAGCCGAAAAUUAAUUAUGCGAUCCGUUCUGUGAGUUGCCCAACGGAAAAUGUAUAAAUGGAUAUUUUAUCUCAUGUGUAUUUUACCGGCAAGAGGCCAGUCACGGUCCGGGAAUCGUCAGACCGCCGACAGCACAUUUGCCGGUAGCAAUCCUUUUUUGGACUUUGUGGCCAGCCUUGCGUACGAUCAAGAUUUAUCCGUGCAGCUGGCGACGGCGCUGUCGUCUCACCGCGAAGUGUUCCUCGUGUUCAACAACAUCCGGCCCAGUCCCGUGGCCUCCGGUCCGCAAGCCUUGCUGGCCUUGGAUUCGCAGUUGUAUGGAGAUAAAAUACGCUCGUUCCAUAUACUGCUCGAUCGGCGUCAACAAAAACUGUCCUUCUUAUUCCGCUCUAAGCAAAUUCGUGGCAGUAGUGUUUCGAUUUCACUGCCACAUCUGACAGAAACCUCCGAAAUUAACCACAUAAUUGUCCGCGUCAAUCAGGCCGACCGGCAAAAGAGUCUGCUGCAGGUCUUCGUGGAUUGCAAACCAUACGGAACUGUCUCCAUCCCGCAUUCUUUCAAGGAUUUCGGCACUUUGGAAGCCACUGUUCGAAUAAACCGAAGCGCUCCUUUAACGCUCGUUUCGGGUACGAGUGCCGAUGAUGUACUGCGACGCCUGGGCUGUAAAGACCCCGCCCAACAGGACCAUGUUACGCCAACCAGGAAACCGGCGACACGCGCGGUUCGUCCGCCUAACAAUGAAAUGUGGAUGUCCUGUGAUAACAAUCGAACUAUUGAUCCGGCACUGGCCAGUACAAUUUCCGAAACGCGCCACGGAAUGCAGUCCAUGCACAAGGAUAUGAAUGAUUUGCGCCACGAAAUGAAGCUGUUGCUGCGGGAGAUUCAGGAUUUGCGUCGUAUGAUCGAGGAAUGCGAACUCUGCGCACUAAAAGAUAAACCGGAUCACUGUGCAUCAAAUCCCUGUUUUCCGGGUGUCCAGUGUCAGUCGCUGGACGACACAUACCGGUGCGGCCCAUGCCCACCCGGAUUUACUGGGGACGGACGGUCUUGUCAGCCGGAUUAUUGCAAUCCUAAUCCAUGUCAUCCAGGGGUGGCGUGCCAGUCGGCACAUGACGGACCACGCUGCGGGCCAUGUCCACAGGGAACGACUGGCGAUGGGCGCGAAUGCCGGCGAGAUCUGUGCCAACCGAACCCGUGUUUCCCUGGUGUUGAUUGCCGACAGCACGGUGAUGCUUACACUUGUGGACCGUGUCCGAGUGGUUACUCAGGCGACGGCAAGCACUGUAACCGAAUGACCACUUGUGCCGAUCGACCGUGCUUUGAAGGCGUCCAGUGCUUUGACACUUCUGACGGGUUUCGCUGUGGCUCGUGCCCAGAAGGUUACACGGGCAACGGCACACACUGCGACGACAUUGACGAAUGCCAGCAAGCCCAUCCUUGCCAUUCCACCACACAGUGCCACAAUCGCCGCCCGGGUUACCACUGCACCGCCUGCCCAGCCGGCUAUCAAGGGGGCGCAGUCAACGGACAGGGCCUCAACGAUGCGCGCCGGCCGCAGCAGUGCGACGAUAUCGACGAAUGCCGGAUCAACAACGGCGGCUGCGUUCCGCACUCGCAGUGCUUGAACAGCGACGGCUCGUUCCGCUGCGGACACUGCAAUCCGGGCUACGUUGGUGACCAGUCCAGCGGCUGCCGGAAGGCCGAGGGCCUGUGUCCGGACGGGGUGACCCUGUGCGAUAAGAAUGCGCACUGUGUGCAGCGUCGCGGGCAACCAGGGUACGGAUGCGAAUGUAAAGUGGGAUUCGCGGGCGAUGGGAAGAUGUGCGGACGGGAUUCGGAUCUGGAUGGAUUCCCGGAUAAUGCCCUGCCCUGCAAUGAACUGCAUUGUCGGCAGGAUAACUGUCCAGUAGUGCCCAACAGCGGACAGGAAGAUGCCGACCUGGACGGGAUGGGCGAUCAGUGCGAUCCCGAUCCGGAUAACGACGGAAUUUUAAGCUCGGAGAAUGGAGUGGACAACUGUCCGUUGCGCUCCAAUCCCGGCCAGGAGAACUCGGAAGCGGAAGGAUCGGAUAAGUACGGGGAUGCCUGUGAUAAUUGUCCCUAUGUGGCAAAUCCUAGCCAGACUGAUACGGAUGGCGAUGGAAUGGGCGAUGAAUGUGAUCCUGAUGCAGACAACGACGGCGUUCUGAACAAAGCCGACAACUGUCCGUUGGUCGUCAACACCGAUCAGCUGGAUGCUGACAAGGACGGACUCGGCGAUGCCUGUGACAACUGCCCAAGCGUACCAAAUCCGGAUCAGAAAGACAAGGAUAAGGACCGAGUCGGUGAUGUUUGCGAUACCAACGAUGAUCGCGAUCGCGAUGGCAUCCAAGAUUCCAUCGAUAACUGUCCGACAUUCCCGAACAGUGACCAGCUAGACACUGACGCUGAUGGGAAAGGUGACCCGUGUGAUGACGACAAAGACGGUGAUGCUGUAUUGAAUCCCCAGGAUAACUGUCCACUGGUCAGUAACCCCGGCCAACAAGACUACGACGGUGACGGAAAGGGCGAUGCGUGCGACGAAGACUGGGACGGCGACGGCGUGGUCGACCGUUUCGACGUAUGCCCGGAUAACAAGAAGAUCUACAAAACCGAUUUCCGUACCUACCAGACAAUCGCCCUGGACCCGGAGGGCGAAUCCCAGGUGGAUCCCUUAUGGAUUAUCCUCAACGAGGGCGCCGAGAUCUACCAGACCCUGAACAGUGACCCCGGUCUGGCGGUGGGCUUCGACGCGUUCAGCGGUGUGGAUUUUGGCGGGACGUUCUUUGUCAACACGAACAUUGACGAUGAUUAUGCCGGGUUCGUCUUCUCCUUCCAGGAUAAUUCGCAUUUCUACGCGGUGAUGUGGAAGAAAGCCAAGCAAGCCUACUGGCACGAGACGCCGUUUCCGGCGGCAGCCGAACCGGGAAUUCAGCUGAAGUUGGUCAAUUCCCAGACCGGUCCCGGACAGAUGCUGCGCAACGCCCUGUGGCAUACCGGCAACACCACCAACGAAGUGGUGCUGUUGUGGAAGGAUCCGCGCAAUAUCGGAUGGAAGGAGAAAACGGCAUAUCGAUGGGAAUUAGUUCAUCGCCCGCGAAUGGAUCUGAUAAGAGUACGCUUUUUCGAAGGAACGGAAAUGGUUGCCGACUCUGGAAACAUCUACGACUCUACGCUGCGAGGAGGCCGUUUAGGUGUCUAUUGCUUUUCCCAAGAGUCGGUUAUUUGGUCAGAUCUGAUCUACCGAUGCAAUGAAAACAUGCCUUCAUUUAGUGGCUUGAAUAUACCUUUCAAGACCUCGGACAAUUCUAGCCUGAAUAUCAGCUUCGACAACCAAAUUCCCAUUCAGUAAUUAUGCAGCGACCACCAGAAAUUCACCAAUACUUUUUUUAAAAUUUUAACGGUGAAGGAAUAAAUUUUGUACUACAGUUCACUACGGCUCAUGCUCUAGUCGGAUAUCAGUAAGAUUAACUGCUGUGCCAUGCAGUAUAGACAGGACUUACUGUUGACGAGUGUCUGAAAGGUGUUUUUUUUUCGUGGGGUGACGUUAUGUAAAUUAUGUCCAUUGUCAAAUUGUUCGUGGGUUAUGCAAAUGGG